AAAUGCAGAAUGCACACGGUCUCUUCUGUAUUAGCCCGAAUCUACUUGCUGGAGCUGGAGUCUGCUCUGCAUCACACACACACGCCACAAUUUUCUGGGGGCGGGGAAAAAACCUUUCCGUUCCUUUUCCCCCUCUUUGCACAGUUGUCACCAAUGUGAGUUUGGCAAACCUCCUCCCCCAUCCAAUAUCAAAAGAAGGGGAGGAGUUAAAAGAUAUUUGUGUUCUCCUGAAUUGUGCGCGUGUGUGGUGUUGCAAAAAAAAGGGGGGGGGUAUUCAUUAAAAGGAAAGGGGAAAUUCCACACACACACUCAAGACGAUGGCCGUGGCUUUUGCUACUCCGCGGCAGCGCGGGAAAGGUGAAAUUACACCUGCCGCCAUUCAAAAGUUACUGGAUGAAAACAACCAGCUUAUCCAAUGUAUCAUGGACUUUCAGAGCAAAGGGAAAUCCGCUGAAUGCUCUCAGUACCAGCAAAUGCUUCACAGAAACUUGGUCUACUUGGCAACAAUAGCGGAUUCCAAUCAGAAUAUGCAGUCGCUGUUGCCAGCUCCUCCAUCACAGACCAUGCCAAUGGGACCAGGAUCAAUGAACCAGAGUGGAAUGAACCAGCUUCCCCACACACACAUGUCAGCAGAGGGCAUGGGUGGAGGGGGUGCCCCUGCACCUCACAUGCAGAAUCAGAUGAAUGGGCAGAUGCCUGGUUCUAACCACAUUCCAGUUCAAGGGCCGGGCCAAGCAGGUAUGGCCAAUUCCUCGGUCAACAUGCCAACGAGUAGCCACAGCUCAAUGGGAGGUUUCAGUCACUCAGUGCCAUCAUCACAAGGGAUGCCAGUGCAGAAUCAAAUGAGCAUGAACCAAGGGCAAUCGAUGGGGAACUAUGGACCUCGACCAAACAUGAACCUGCAGCCAAGCCAAGGUCCAAUGAUGCACCAGCAGCCUCCUGCCUCACAGUUCAAUAUGCCUCAGGGAGGAGGACAACAUUAUCCGAACCAGCCCCCUAUGGCCAUGAUGAAUCCUGUUAACCAGGCAAAUCACAUGAUGGGACAGAGACAGAUGCCCCCAUACAGACCAGCACAACAAGGUCCUCUCCAACAGUUUGCAGGUCAGGAGGAGUACUACAGUGAUCAGUUCAAUCAUGGACAGGGAACCCCAGAGAGCAUGAACCAGCCAUAUUAUCCUGAUGGCAGUAAUGACUACAGUUACCAGCAUCCAUCGUAUCCUGAGCAGGCCUUUGAAAGGCCUUACGAGGAUCCCUUACAACAUUACUACGAAGGAGGUAACCCACAGUAUGGGCAGCAGCAAGAUGCCUACCAGCAAGGGCCCCCACAGCAGCAGAGUUACCCCCAGCAGCAGUAUGCAACACAGCAAGGUUACCCUCCACAGCAGCAGGGCUAUGGUCCUUCACAAGGAGCUCCUGGCCAGUACACCAGCUAUCCCCAGGGUCAGGGGCAGCAGUAUGGAGGGUACAGACCACCCCAACCUGGUCCACCGCAGCAGCAGCAGCAGCGACCAUAUGGAUAUGAUCAGAACCUUCAAUGAACCAGCCACCAAGCUAUGGAAAAGAACUCCUCCAAAGAUUGUGCCUCCUACUGGGGUGCACCAGUCACAAAUGACUCCGUUACCAACCUUUUAAAUAAUGGUGAGGAAGACAGGAACGUUGGCUUGCUUGGACCCUGAAGGAAGAGUAUCUUUGGUUGUUCUCCACCAGUUUGAGCUAGAAGAAACUGAAACCUUUCUCCCUUCCCACAAAUGUGUACUGUUUUCUGACAGUUAUUCAGUCGUCUGCAACGUUACAAGAGUGCACAGAAGCAAAGUUUCAAGAACAUCGGGAAUAAUUUAAGGAAAGUAGACAAAAUGUCUUCUUCCAUUUGCUGUCAAUGUAUUGUGAGUGUUGGAAGACCAGCUCUCCUGUGAGCUUGUCCUGUUCAUCCAAGGCUGCCAAGCAGAUCUGUUCCUGAUGGAGAGCUGCUGGACCUAGGUCUGCUGGGCUUUCAAUCUGCUCCAUCCCCAAUCUCCCCAUUAGCCCGUCCUCCACAUGACUGGACUGGGAUUGUAUCCAAGGAGCUGAAAUAAUGAAGAGUCAUCGGUUGGAGAUGUACUUCUGCUAGGCUAGAUAGUUCCAGAGAAAGCAACAUACAAUGCUUGGGGGUCUAAAUGCAAAAAAAUUGAGGAUGUAAGACAAGAUUUUACUGAGUAUUAUUGGCAAAGCUAUAAAGGUCAUUUUCCAAAGUCAAACUAAGUGACUCCCUUGCCUAAAGGGGAGUGUGCUCAACUGUAUUUUCCAUUAUUUAUAUCAAAGAUUUUUUUUAAUAACAGUAUUGCUUAAAACCCUUUGUUCCUCACUCUUUAGGGAAAGUUGCUUUUUUUAAGAUGGCUAAUUCCCAAACCAUUAAUGUAAGUCAAACUUCUGCUGUGAAGAGGAAAGGAGUACUGCAACUUGUUAGAUGCACUGAAUGAUAUUCCCCAACCUCACUCCCAUUUUGCUAGUUGCUGUUAGUAUGGGUCCGAUGUCUGAUUUACAGACCUUACUGGCAUUUAAUUUUGAAUUAUCAGUUCCUCAUCCUACUAAUCUCCAGACAGCAAGCAUGCAUUCUCUAGAAGCACAUCAUCCCUGACAUCUGCAGCAUAAAUUGUUGGCUUUUGUGUUGCAAGAGGUGACUGAGAAACGUUUUCCAUUUCAUACCAUAGAGGAGUCUUACUGAGAUGCAGCAGAACAGCUUUCUUCAGAAUUUGCUUUGCUCUCUGGUAGUCCUUAGCUGUAGGAGUUCUAAAUCAUUUAAAAGAAAAGGUUUUGUUAUCGUGAUGUUUUGUUCUGCUAAUCUUGUUUCCAGGAUGCAUGUAUCACUGGCUAGUACAAAUCUUACUACCAUCCCACAUUGGCUGUCAAUCAGGUGUGGUUCUUCUGAUGGAAGGUUCCAUGGUCUGUCUGACUACUUAAGGCGGGGUGAAGUACUGUGGCUUCCAAGCUGGCUCCCAGCUGACUCUUGCCAUUUUCUGUUCAGUCACUCAAACUCCCGGUGUUGGGUGAGCACAGCUGUUCGUUGCGGCAGUGGCUUUUGACAAGGACACAGUGUGCCAAGUUACAUCAGUCCCUUUUAAAAGUGUGCAGACUCUGGAGCGUUCAAAUGAGUGCAGGAACUGAUGGAAACUCUCAGUAGAUCAGGCAAUGAAUGGGAUCAGGUCAUUGGCUCUCAGCCAGAGAUCAUCAACCUAAAAUGUUAAUCACAGUGGCCGCCUGGCCCACUGGCCAUUUUCUUCUGGAGGACAUUGUGAUAACCUUAUAAUUAGGUGUAGUUUGUCUGGCUUUAGUUCUACAACACCUCAAUCCCUGCUUUAGCCAUCCCUGAGUUUUUUAUUUCCAUUAUGUUAAACUGGCUUGAUCCUGUUCUCCAACUUCUUUCUCCACCCCACAGUUCCUCUGUCCAACUGCAACACUCUGCUGACUGCUGCCCUUGGCUACUUCCAACCUACAGGCUGUAAUAAGAUCUCUGGCAGCAUGCUUGUUUUAUUUUAAAUCUGCUUUCAUGUAGACAAUUCUUCCUUCUAAUUUUUACCCUCUGUCUAACUUUGGUGCUGUCCCACACAGAGGUUCACUAGCAAAGGAAAGUAUAAUCUGGCUGUUGGUCAGACAAUCCAUCAGUCAUUUUCCCUGUAACUCUAUGGCUUAUUAUUUCUCUCCUGAAGGAUCUGAUUUCCACAGUCAACAGGUCCUGCACCUUGUAAACCUUUUCCCUAGAUCUUUCAUUCAAGAUGCUAAGCCUGUUGCCCCUGCCUGCUCCAUGGAUGGGAGCAACUUUGCUCUCACUGCUUUCUCCAAGCCUCUUGUGUCCUAUCUGACUUUUCCCACACCUAAAAUUUACUUUCAGAACAAUCAAAGCCCACACACAUGUAUACAUUCGUCUUGUAUCAUGUUGAGGUGCAAAUUCUACCAGCAGAAUGGGCAAUUAAUAUUCUGUUAAUCACACAUGAAAUUAUGAUUUUUAAAGUAAAAAGGUAGUGUUAGUAAUGAUAACUGUAUAACUAUCUGAUUGCUUGAAUAUUAUAUGGGUGUGAUGCAUGAAACUCCACCAGGGAAGGCAGUUAGAUGUUAGAUGGGACAUCUAACUACCUUCCCAUCUGUGACUUGCAGUCAGCUUCGUUUCCAGCCACCCAUUCACGUGAAUCUUAUUUUAUUGUCCCUACCACUCCUCCCAGAUUCUACCAUCCACCCACACUGCAGAAACAAUUUACAGUGGCAGUUAACUCACCAAUCUGCAGGUCUCUUGACAUGGAAGGAAACCAGAGCACCCAGAGGAAACACAUGGGGUCACAAGAAGAACCCCACCGAGACAUCUCCCGCAGUCACGUUGCUGAAGUUGUGAGAUCACUGCUCUACCGGCUGUGCUGUAGAGUUGAGUCCAGUCCUGCUGGUGAGCUGUUUGCUUCUGAAAAGGCUGUUGAGGCACCACUUCACUAUCUUCUGAAAGAUGGGGGUGAGGCAACAACCCUUGGUCUUACCAACAUCGCCCUUGUCAAGAGAAUUUAAAAACUUACAAAUAAGGGAUGAUUUUCAACAAUGUUCAGGAAGGCUUUCAUUUUUGCUGCAGUGGCAAAUUUCCAGCAGCUCAGUCAGCCUCCACUAAGAGAGAAAUAUUGUUCAUGCUUCACAUUGUUGAUUGUUCAUUUAAUAUGACCUUUUGUUUUGGGCUUUCAGAACUUUGUAAGUUCCUUGAAACACUUGAGUCAGUGUCGUGACUUAGAAUUGUGGUCAUUGUUGUAAGAUAGGGGAAUAGGGCAGCCUCUGUGCACAGUAAGAUCCCUUGAGCAACCGUAUGAUAAUGACUGGGUUGACCUCAGAGAUGUUGAUUUGAGAGAUGACAGUAGGAAUAGCCCCUCCUUGAAAUGCUGCGCUGUUAUGUACACUGAGGGCCUCUAUGUGAUGUCUGAUCUCUAGGUGGUAGCUCUAACAUGGCAGUGCUAUCUGAGUAUCAUAACUUCACCUUCCUUCGUCCUCAUUUUUCUGGAGCUGAUGCUUCUGAAGAUAUUGAACAGGAAGAGACCAUUCAGCCCAUCAAGUGAGCUAAUUUCUGCUCCGUGACCUGAUUCCAAUGACGCAUCUUUUCCUUGCAAUCCUUAGUAAACAAAACAUUUCCCAGUCUCUGUUCUGGAAUUGACAAUUAACCCAACAUUUGCCAGGGGGUUCCAAAUUUCCCCCACCUCUCAACAUGGAGGUGCGACUCCCACUUGAAAACCUUGCUCAAUUCUUUUUAGGCUCUUCCCAGAUACCCAAAGAGUUUAAUUUGGAAGAUGCCCACCACAGAGCAUUAUGUCCUAAUCAUGGCUCUUUCAGCAACAGUUACUAGUAUCCCAUUGCUGGUGGUCUUCUUUGUACAAAUUCAAGUAUUACUUUGGAUGCUUCAUCCAAAACUAUUUGCAAACCUGACAGUUAACCUUAUUCCUAGGACAGCAUGCAAGAAGGCAUUGAUUGGAGUAAAAUGUGCAGCUCUUGUCUUGCUGUAAAAGUGUUAAUCAAUAAGGUAAUUCAUUGCAUACUUAUCAGUAUUGAUUGUUAAUGUGACACAUAACCUCACUUUGUAUAACGUCCAUUUGGUAGCUGAAUUGUACAUGUUUACAGUAAAUGUGUUCACUUAUUAUUCUGCAUAUUUUCCUCUUUGGACAAUUACAUGCAAGGCAUUGCACUUUUGUAA
Messenger RNA from Hypanus sabinus (Atlantic stingray), 5686 nucleotides. It is a transcript of the gene ss18, whose product is annotated as SS18 subunit of BAF chromatin remodeling complex. Gene Ontology annotation, biological process: positive regulation of transcription by RNA polymerase II. Bases 318 to 1538 code for a protein of 406 amino acids. Gene Ontology annotation, cellular component: nucleus. Gene Ontology annotation, molecular function: transcription coactivator activity. NCBI's taxonomy places the organism in Eukaryota, Metazoa, Chordata, Chondrichthyes, Myliobatiformes, Dasyatidae. The transcript is spliced from 11 exons. The record is from RefSeq and is a predicted model, not a curated record.